This is a messenger RNA of Monomorium pharaonis (pharaoh ant), 1743 nucleotides long. RefSeq lists its product as uncharacterized. Gene Ontology annotation, molecular function: DNA binding. Gene Ontology annotation, biological process: regulation of transcription by RNA polymerase II. Lineage: Eukaryota; Metazoa; Arthropoda; Insecta; Hymenoptera; Formicidae. Bases 294 to 1364 code for a protein of 356 amino acids. The transcript has 3 exons. The record is from RefSeq and is a predicted model, not a curated record. Gene Ontology annotation, cellular component: nucleus; transcription regulator complex.
CUCUGUCGCGUCGCGUGAUUUUCACGUCUUGUCUACAUCGAGCGUUAUGACCGCGUGCGCGAUCCGGAUUUAUAAUGACGCAUGCACAUCGAAGUACAACGCGGCGAAAUGUUUCGAAUGAAUUUUCACUCAUGAUAUCGUUGUCGCCGUCGUCAUCGUCAUCGUUCCGUCAUCAUCGCCGGGUGGCGAGUUCGAGAUCGGGCGAGAAUAAAAAACCAAUAGCGAGAUAAGGAUUAGAGUAUAAUAAGAUAUUCCUUUUUUUUGCAGGUAAGACAUUUGGAUUUGACUGCGAGAUGACAGUGCCACCCGAUUCUUAUCAGAUCUCGUUGAGCAUCAUAGAGGUGAUCAAGCAGCACCCGGUGCUCUACUGCACCGAGGUAAAGGGGAUGCCGGUAAAGCUGCAAGAGUUCAAGCAAAAAGUUUGGAAACGUAUCUCAAACGAGCUUGGACUUGACCCUACAUGGGUCAGAGUGAAAUGGAAGAAUCUUAGAGACACCUAUUGUCGUGUUUUGAAAUGCAAAAACAAGUCAGAGGAAGGAAGAAGGAAAAAGUGGAUCUUCGAGGACUAUUUAAAUUUUAUAAAAUUCCCGUUUGAGGCAGACUAUCAACCACUGUGCAUAGAAUUGACUGAGGAAUAUAUGCAAGAGAUAAACUCGAGCGAAGUAAGUUCUGAAGGUCUCCUAGAACAGUUGGAGGACCGGAAUAAUGAGGAUUAUAGCGAAUAUAUGGAGGUCCUCGAGGAGACAUCAGCCGACCCAGUUCAGGAGGUAUCUGAGACUGUAGAAACAUUGGACAAUAACGAUGACUUGCAGAUAGUCACUCAUGAAGUGAGUGAACGAAAUUGCACACAACAGGAUCUCGACAAUUAUGUUCAGCAAGUACAGUCGAAGUAUCGAAAAAUACGUCCGAAACGAAUAAAGACUAAACAUUCAUCCGUCUUGAAAACAUCUAGUUCCAAUAACACAAAGAAGUCCCUCAAAGUCAGCAAUACAAGCAUAGAUGAUACUGGCACAAUAGACGAUCCUAGUCUCGUAAGUCCACCGAGCACGUCAAUCUUGCCUGUGAAAGGAUCGAGCGGCGCGAAGAACAACGACACUGCUUUUGAUUCAGUUUAUUUGGCACCUGAAAACAAGAGUAUAGAAUUAUUUUUCGACAGUAUGGCACAGACAGUAAAGAAACUGCCGCCUAAGGCGCAGGCGGAUAUUAAAAUGCAUAUCUGCAAGCUUGUAUCAGAGGCGGAGGUAAAGUACUGUGGCCAGAACAUGCCACAGAGUAUGCAACAAUUUAUAGCGCCGCCUGGCAUGAUACCUAAGCUAGUAUUAAUACCUUGCAAUAUGAUAGAUAAUCAAGAGGCUAAGGAUUGAUUUGUUGUGUUAAAUAAUGAUUUAUAUAAAAUGUACAAAACAAUUAUAUUCCAAAUUUUAUGUCACGCCAUAGCUUCUAGAAAUUACUUAUUGCAGUAUUUUGUUAAUUAUAAAAACAAGUGCUUGCUAUACAAAGGUUUGUCACUGACAAUAAAACAUUUUAAAUUAUUUAAAAUUAUUCAUUAGAUUAUUGAUUUUCCUUGAGAAUUAUGAAAAGUGUGAAUAAUUUUUACAUGAAAAACUUGCAACGAAAUUAUAUAAAACGGUACAUUAGAUGUUGUAAAAUACGUGAUGAUUUGUAUUUCUGAAUAAUAUUGAAAUUGUUUUAUAUAUAGCUUAUGUAGCUUAUACAUUUUUAUAAUAAAACAAAUAUUUUAUG